Molecule: messenger RNA, 1399 nt
Organism: Suncus etruscus (white-toothed pygmy shrew)
Lineage: Eukaryota; Metazoa; Chordata; Mammalia; Eulipotyphla; Soricidae
Product: double C2-like domain-containing protein gamma
Exons: 9
Coding region: 56-1309 (417 amino acids)
Cellular component (GO): membrane
Source: RefSeq, a predicted model, not a curated record
GGUCAUCAGCGCCAUGCUCUCCCCUGCUCUCUAGCCCUCGGGGUGCCUGUCCCGCAUGGCGGGCUCAGGACCAGAGGCCCGGCGGCGGCCCCUGAAGAUCAGCAUGCAGGAGCACAUGGCCAUCGACGUGAGCCCCGGCCCCAUCCGGCCCAUCCACCUCAUCUCCGGCUACUUCCCGCAUUUCUACCCCCUUGGGAGGCGGCCCCCGCACGCUCCCACCCUGCAGCUGGCCAGGGACACUGCCGCCCUGUCCCUGUCGCAGCCCAAGCCAGAGCCUGAGGGAGAUUCGGACGACGGCACCGCCCUGGGCACGCUGGAGUUCACGCUUCUGUUUGACGCUGACAACAGUGCCCUGCACUGCACCAUGCACCGAGCCAAGGGACUCAAGCCGCUGACCUCGGGCUCUGUGGACACCUACGUCAAGGCCAAUCUGCUCCCUGGGGCCAGCAAGGCCAGCCAGCUGAGGACCCGCACAGUGCAUGGCUCCGGGGAUGCCAUUUGGGAAGAGACGCUCACCUACCAUGGUUUCACCUGCCAGGACGCAGGACGCAAGACAUUGCGACUGUGCGUGUGUGAGGACUCGAGGCGGCGGCGGCGGGCACCCCCCCUGGGAGAGCUGCGUGUGCCCCUGAAGAAGCUGGUGCCCGACCGAGCCAGGAGCUUCGACGUCUGUCUGGAGAAGCGGAGGCUGACCAAGCGGCCCAAGAGCCUGGACAUGGCACGUGGCAUGUCCCUGUACGAGGAGGUGGACGUGGAGGCCCCUGGCGAGGAACGGGGCCGCGUGUUGCUGUCCCUGUGCUACAGCUCUCGGCGGGGGGGCCUGCUCGUGGGGGUGCUCCGCUGCGCCCACCUCGCCCCCAUGGAUGCCAACGGCUACUCAGACCCAUUCGUCCGCCUGCUCCUGCGCCCCAACGUGGGGAAGAAAGCCAAGUACAAGACCAGCGUGCGGAAGAAGACCCUGAACCCUGAGUUCAAUGAGGAGUUCUUCUAUGCGGGCCCCAGGGAGGAGCUGGCCCAGAAGGUGCUGCUGGUGUCCGUGUGGGACUAUGACCUGGGCACGGCUAAUGACUUCAUCGGUGAGGAGAGGGGUGGGGGCUCCCGAGAUCCAGACCGUGGCCGUCUCAGGAGGGUGGGGGAUGAGCCCAGGGACCCCGUGAUCCCGACCACUGCUGUCCCAGGCGGGGUGCAGCUGAGCAGCAGGGCUGGCGGGGAGCAGCAGCGGCACUGGCGCGAGUGUCUGGGCCACAGUGACCGGCGUCUGGAGCUGUGGCACCCACUGGAUGGUGCCCCCAUCCCACUUAGCGACUAGCACCCCCAGGUCCGUGCCAAACCCGAGCUUGAAUCCCCCUCACCCAUUGUCCAAUUCAGCCUGAUCCUGAGCAAUAAACGCCUCAACAGA